AUGAUUGAAGAUGUUGAAGCAGAUAAUUUGGAUGCACCUGAUGAUGGCCCAGACAGCCCACCACCUGUUGACUUUUCCCAUGUUUACCCCCACCCAGAUAGCAAAACUCAUUGUGUCACCAUUGAAGAAGUUGAGGAUGAUGAUGCUGGAUGGGCACUGCGUGAGGGGGAGACUAAAUUUGAAGGAUAUAGGAGAUAUCAAGAGGAAGAUGGCGAGGAUCCAUGUUCUCCCUUUGAAGACGUGGAAGAGUGGGAUUUGGCCUAA
This is a messenger RNA of Suillus bovinus, 264 nucleotides long. RefSeq lists its product as uncharacterized. The transcript is spliced from 3 exons. Lineage: Eukaryota; Fungi; Basidiomycota; Agaricomycetes; Boletales; Suillaceae. Bases 1 to 264 code for a protein of 87 amino acids. The record is from RefSeq and is a predicted model, not a curated record.